Closterium sp. NIES-65 is the source of this 2340-nucleotide messenger RNA. NCBI's taxonomy places the organism in Eukaryota, Viridiplantae, Streptophyta, Zygnematophyceae, Desmidiales, Closteriaceae. The record is from the annotation of a GenBank genome assembly.
AUGCUCGCUCCUCCGCCUGCUGCUGCCGAUGGCGCCGCCAGCGCUGGCGGCGGCACUUGGCAAUGCGCGGCGGGUUUGACGGCGGGAGAGGCGGCGGGGAAUGCGGCGCAGCUGGCGGGGAUGGACGAGAGCAUGCAGGCGCUGCGGGAAGUGGUAGUGUGGCCGAUUAAGUACGCGAAGGAGGCCGCCGCGCUAGGCCUGAAGCCAGACUCACUCUGCCUCCUCCCUUUCCUCCCACGUGCUUUCCCUGCUGCUGCGCUUUCCCCAGCAGCCGUCAGCAUCUGGUGUGCUGCUGCUGUAUGGCCAUCCCAAUACACCCACUCCCUUUCUUUGUGGCGUCUCAAAAACAGACCCACUCCACACACCUUCCCUUCCUCCCCACCCACAUUCCAUGUGCAGUGGCCGUCAGGUGUGCUGCUGUAUGGUCCGCCAGGCACAGGCAAGGUAGCUCACAAGGUAGUUACAGAGGGAGGUGUGGGAGGUGGUUCAGAGGGGUUUGCGGAUGUGCGGCCGUCCAUUGUGUUCAUGGAUGCGAUUGACGUGCGUGCUGUGCCCCAAGCGAGACUCCAGGUAGGUGGCUUACCGCACAAGGGAGUGGGAAGAGACUCCUGGCGGCAGAACGAGACAAGAAUAGUGUCUCAGCUUCUCACUCUCAUGGACGGCAUUUCCACUUCCUCACUCCCCUCCUCCUCCCCUCUCCAAUCCUCCUCCGCCCAAUCCACCGCUUCCCACCCUUCCCGACCACUUGUUGCCAUCGCUGCCACCAAUCGCCCCAACGCACUAGAUACCGCGCUACGCCGGCCGGGAAGAUUCGACCGCGAGAUUGCAAUCAACGUGCCAGGCACGAGGGAGAGAGAGGCGAUACUGAAGCUGCAUGCGCGCUCCCUCCCUCUGCAUGCUGACGUGGACAUGCGGCAACUGGCGGCGCGUUGCAAGGGCUACGUGGGCGCUGACCUGGCAGCGGUGUGUCGCGAGGCUGCCCUUGCUGCCGUCAUGGAGAUGGCUGCUGGGGAGGAGGAGAGGGGAGGGGAGGCGUUUUCUGGGGGAGGAGGGGAGGUGGUAGGAGAAGGGGAGGCGGUUUUGGGGAAAAAGGAGGCGGCUCUUGCUGCCCUCAUGGAGAUGGCUGCUGGGGAAGAGGAGAGUGUUCCUGGAGUAGGGGAGGUGCACUUUGAAGCGGCGCUUUCUCGUGUGGGGCCUUCUGUGACUCGCGGCGUGGCCGCUGAGCUGCCUGCCAUCACGUGGAACGACAUUGGAGGCUUAGAGGGCGUGAAGGUGAGAGCGUAUGUUAAGGGGAAACUGCUGUAUGUGCCGCAGACAGCUGUGCUCUCUCGUGUGGGCCUGUCUGUGACUCGUGGCGUGGCGGCUGAGCUGCCUGCUGUCUUGUGGAACGACAUUGGAGGGCUGGAGGGCGUCAAGCCGACUCAAGGCUCUCACACCCCCCAGAGGUGUCCUGCUGCAUGGGCCCCCCGGGGGCGGCAAGACAAUGCUCGCUCUGGCCGCUGCCCACACUUCCAAGGCAACGCUCUUCUCCCUCAGGUGCGCUCUCUUCUCCCUCAGGUGCGCGCUCUUCUCCCUCAGGUGCGCGCUCUUCUCCCUCAGGUGCGCGCUCUUCUCCCUCAGGUGCGCGCUCUUCUCCCUCAGGUGCGCGCUCUUCUCCCUCAGGUGCGCGCUCUUCUCCCUCAGGUGCGCGCUCUUCUCCCUCAGGUGCGCGCUCUUCUCCCUCAGGUGCGCGCUCUUCUCCCUCAGGUGCGCGCUCUUCUGCCUCAGGUGCGCUCUCUUCUCCCUCAGGUGCGCGCUCUUCUCCCUCAGGUGCGCGCUCUUCUGCCUCAGGUGCGCUCUCUUCUCCCUCAGGUGCGCGCUCUUCUCCCUCAGGUGCGCGCUCUUCUCCUGUCUCUCCUCUCUACUCUUCUUCCCUUUGAGUCCACCCAAGGGGAUUCGCCCUCAUUGUCCCCCCAGAGGGACCUGUUCUCCAUCGGUGCGGACCUGUUCUCCAUGUACGUGGGCGAGGGGGAGGCGAUGCUCAAAGAGACGUUCCGAUUGGCCCGCAUGGCGGCUCCCAGCGUGGUGUUUGUGGACGAGGUUGACGUGGUGGGGGGGCGCAGGUGGGUACAGUGCGAAUCGUUCCGCCUGGCUCGCAUGGCGGCUUCCUGCGUCGUGUUUGUGGACGAGGUCGACGUGGUGGGGGGCCACAGGUCCGAUGCAGAAAGCUCAGGUAGUGGAGGGGGAGGGGGAGGGGGAGGGGGAGGAGGGGGCAGCGUGGGGGAGAGGCUAUUGGCUGCGCUGCUGACUGAAAUGGACGGGCUUCAGUCGCUCACUGCUCCCAUCGCAACAUUCGAUUAG